GCUCAUAUUUCAUCAAUAUUAUGUGCUGUUUUCUGGUUAGUAAACACGGCGAGACUAAAGAACAUGGACGAUCUGUGAACUAAUCUUAAAUGACCUUGAGAAAUAUUAGCCAAUCAGAAGACAGUUAGCAUACAGUAAAAAUAUAUUAUAUAAAACUCAAAAAUUAAAGGGGAUACUGUUCUUUUACAUGAAUCAAAAAUUUAUCAAGGUCAGAUAUAGGUUCAGAAGUUCUAAAAUCAUAGUGCGAGCUUCUGAUUGGCUCGUCCAUGUUCUUUAGUCUCGCCAUAAACACUUACUAUAAUACUCAGACAUUUGAAUCAGAUUUCAGAUUUGUAGUAACGAUAAAAGGCCUACGGCCUAUGUUAUUUCUUCUCUAGUAUGCUUCUGUGAGUGUCUAGUCUUCAUUUGAAUGGAUCAAUUGAAGGUAAGAACACCACUGCAUCUGGUAACAGGUUCCAAGAAUUACUGACUCGGUGUGAGAACCUGUAUGCCACGGGUAUUUUGUUCGUUCUUGGAUUUUCUACUCGCCUCCUGUGUCCUCUGAGAUGUCCCGAUCUAGUGGACGAAAAAGAGGGAAUAUUAGGCCCAAAAUCAUUUACUAGUAUUCUGUACAUUAAAGUCAGAUCACCUCUUAAUCUGCGAUAGGACAGUAAAGAGGUCUAACUUUUCCAACCGCUCUUUACAUGGUAGACCCCAGAGUUCUGGAAUCGCACGUCUAGCUGACCUUUGUACUUUUCCAAGGAUACUCGAGUCACCUUCAAAACAGGAGCUUACAGCCUGAACGCAGUUUUCAAGCUUAGUUCUGAAUAAGAUUGUGUGUACUGUGGUGAACAUAAUAGUAUCUAACUUGGUGAAUGUCCGUCAUAAAGUCCAUAGGGUUCCAAACCCCUUAGCUGCAACCUCCCAGCAGUGGACCGUGGUCUAAACAUCAUGACUCACUGUCUCCCCAAGAUCCUUGUGAGACCACACCAUGGGUACGGGCACUUCCCCUAUGUUGUACCUAUUUACCUCUGUAUCCCAAAAGUGCAUGUAGAUACACUUUGCCGCAUUGAUGGAUAUCAGCCACUCUUUAGACCAACUAACCACAAUAUUUAAGUCUACCUGAAGUGCACAUACACCCGUGUCUCUCGUUAUUUCUCGGCAGAUUUUUACAUUAUCAGCGUAUAAUAACAUUGGGGAUUCAACUAUACUUGGGCGAUCAUUUAUAUGCAGUAUAAAAAGUAAAGGGCCUAGGACAGAACUUGCGGUACUCCACUAAGUACUGGUCUCCAGGUGAAGCACUUCGAAUUUACUUUUUCUUUCUGUCUACGACCUACUAGGAAAUGCUUAAGCCAUUUUAGGGGAGGUUCGGCAAUGCCAAGAUUAUCUAGCUUCAAUAGCAGUCUAUUUGUUGGAACCUUGUCAAACGCUAUACUGAAGUCUAUGUAGACAACAUCCAGUUAUUUUCUAUUGUCUAGAGCCGUUAUUCACUGUUUCCUUGCUAUAAGUAGGUUUGUUGUGCAACAUAAACCUUUUGUGAAACCAUGUUCGCUGUUUAACAGGUUGUUGGUUUUCACAAAUGUCAUUAUGGUCUUUUUGACUAUUCUUUCCAGGAUUUAGCCACGACACUGGUGAGGCUGACAGGUCUGUAGUUUGAUGGAAGUUGCCUUGGCCUUGUUUUUUAUAAUGGAGUGAGGAUAACGUCCUUCCAGCCCGUAGUUAACACACUUUGGUUAAGCGACAUUAAAUAUCACAGUUAGUGGGGCUUUAUUAUUAUUAUUAUUUAAACACAACUAUUGGUACAAAGGUUCGCCGUAUAUAUAUGCACCGCACAAAUCUCAUUUGAUUUGUGUGAGGGCUGCAAUAUAUUGUGCAAUAUGUCUCAGGAUUUUUGAGCGUAGUUCAUCCGAUCCUGUUGAUUUUUCCGUGUCUAAAGUGCUAAGAGCUUUAAGUACAUCGUCUCGAUCAAAGUCCAUGGUUGGCAGACGGUUUGUUGACUUAGUAUUUAGGUCUAGUUCUUCGUCUAGAAGAGGCUCCUGAGUGAAAACUGCCACAAAAUAGUUUGCCAUAUCCUUUGGUUUUUCCUGACCAUCCUCUAUCACUUCGGAUCCGCUCCCUUCCUCAAUAAAGCUGGGAAUCCAGUACUGCAUCCUUACUUUGUAAUUUAUGUACGAGAAUAGUCUCUUAGGCUGCAUGAUCGUGGAUUGUGCAGAUUGCAUUUCAUAUUUUCUCUGAGCUUCCCGGGUUUUAAUUAUAUACUUGUUUUUUACCGACCUGUAGCGUUCCAUAGUACUUGCUGUUUCGAGAGAGAUGAGGAGCUUAAGUCAUAUCCGGUGGGAUUUCUGAUGUGCUAGAAUAAAGAUAGUGCAAUUAUGAUUUCUAACAAUAUGCAAUCACAUGACGUUGUUGAUGACCCCACUUUUAAGUUUACCCAGUUUAUAUACGGUUCAUUAAAGCCGCUUACUAUGAAUUUUACCCCUAUUACACCAGGACGUAAGUUUGCUUAAGAGGACGUCAUCUUAUACACAUUAUGGACUGCGGUAUACUACAAAAAAUUCAAUAUUUUGCCGUCUACAUUUCAGCUUGCAAAGCACCAGUUCAUAUGUCCCUGAAUCAUGUUCCACUGUCUCAAUAGCUCGUAUGGUUAAGGUACUUUUUGUGUACAGGAUAACCUCACUUCCUCCUUCGGUUUAGCAUAUCAGCCCUACUGGAUAAACAACAGUCAACUGAAUUUCAUUAUCAAACACUUCUAACGUUAACCAUGUUUCUAAAAUAGCAUUGACAUCCGGGUUUCCUAUAUUCACCAUUGUCUUGAGCCCCACCAUUUUAUUCUGUAGGCUGCGAGCAUUUGUGUAGCAUACCCGGAACCCUCGACCUAAAAGUAUGGUCCACAAGGCAGUGCAGCAUCGUGAGGAGAUGCAGUCCCAUGGUAGCGGGUGACUAGCAAUUGGUUCAUGCGCCGUUCGUUCACUCAGAGUACUGGAGCCCAUGUGCACCAUUGGUUUGGAAUCAGAGUUUCCCAACUCCCCUAGAUAGACUCACCGUGUCCACCGGCCAGGUUAGAGUGCCGGACAUUCGCUUUUCGUCCUCUCACUUUCGUAAACAACACCCCCACCACGAGGAGGCACUGAGUAGGACUUCCCUGGCAGAGGCUGUAUACUCGUGGCCGUAUGAGGGCAUUUCAAGAGAGAGUGCCAGCCCUCCCCACUCUUGGAUGUACCAGGGCAUUUGGGGGAAAUGAUACAUCACUUAAUUGGCAACUUAGUCAGAAUUGAAGACUACUAAAUGAGUGUAUUACCUUUGAUAAACCCAUUAAGUCAGUAUAUUAAUUAUAAAAUCAGCUAAUCUUAUACCUACUUACGAAGUUACUCAAAACUACACCCAUGCUCAUGUGUUACACUAGUAUACAACUGAGUAUUAGGAAGCAGAUUGGGAAGGGUCGUCAACUCAUUCUGCACAAACAACAUACAAAGAUGUACACUAAUUAGCAGUCAAUUCUUGAUUUGCAUUGUAUUUUAGUAGUUCUAAGUCGGAAACCUUCAUAUUAAUCGAAAUGUGCAGUACGAUGUCAGGGAGUCAGGCUCAUUUAAGCACUGCGCCACACUUCGUUUGUCCUAGACUUGGGUAUUUCUGACCUAGCAAUUAUGAGUAUUUACUGGAUUUGUGUACAGUACACAUCUCAAGUUCAAAUGCUUCCUACUAGUUUCAAACAAAAUAAACUUAUUAUUGUGUUUAAGCUGUGUAGUUAUUGAGUACUUAUUUAGCAUAUGGGAUAAGUUUUCUGCUAUCACCGAACAACAAAACGUAUGCUGGUUCAACCUCAUUAAUUAUUAAGUGGUUUCUAUAUCAUCUCUGAUCAACUGUUUAUUCUGAAUUAGAAAUCCUAUAAAAUUACUCAUUAUCCUCGCUUUAGUUCUCCGCAAUUCUAUCAUACUCAUAGCUAUUAGAUACACAAGUCGUUUCUCAUGAAUAUAACGCUAAAUAAGCGAAACGUCAAUGUUUUUACGAAUUCUUGUCGCUACAUAAGCAUCGUUGUAUAAAAAAUAUGUAUCACGUACAAGCAUUUGUGUGUGUGGCGUGUUAAUCUUUUGUUUGUGCUCGACUAAUUUAUGUACUAAAGUUAACAUCGCCUAGAUAAUCUAUUUAUUCAUUCAAAUCAGUCACUUCCUCACUUUAACUGUGAGUUUUUAGGGAUUACCUAAACGUGUGAUUUAUGAAUAAUUUUAGGUGCUAGUUCGCUCCACAGUAGAAACUUAUCAGUUGAUGAUAGCCUUACUACCAUAAUGAAUCAAAUAGGGAUUUUCAAGGUAAUUUAAACAGAAAAUCGUAUUCCCAAAAUUUUUUAUAAAUAUAAAUGUUGGGUAAAAACACAAAAUAAAAGUCCGUGAUUUUUUGUAGUCUCAAUGGAGCAUACCAGUAUCAACUAUCCCGAAAUAUAUAAGGGUGAAUCUACUAUAGAGGAAAAAUUCGGUGUUCAAGUAGGUGAAUUGUUUUCCUCAUAUUUUUUAACUACUCCUUAAGGUUGUAUCAUUCUAAAACAAUACUUUUAAUGUCUUUAUAAGAUUUCUAUAAACAAAAGGCGUAUUACAUGUAAUUUUUGAAUCCCUAUUGACUGAAAUGGUCAGAAUAUGUACUACCUAAACCCAUCCACCGACCACCUCGACGCGCAAUAAUGGCUGAAACAGGAGUAGGUUAGGAGAAAGUAGGGGACGGUCAAACGAAGACAUGGUAUCAACACAUAACGACACUGACUGUUGGACUAAGUCGUGUAGGUACAUGUAAAUCAUCUGGUUGGGGUCCACGUGAUUAUGGUAACCAAUUGUUAGAGAUGGCGCAGGUACAUUCACUCUGUCUCUCCUUAGAUGCUAAGGUUCUAGAUUCUUCAUACAUUUUUCCUUUUAUAUCACUAAAUUAUAUUUUGUUUAAUCGCAUCUUAUAUACCUAGUCUUUUCUAUUACCACUAAUACUUCUGUUAUCUCUACAACUAUGGGAUUCACCCUGACAAUUUCAUCUCUGUACGCUAACGGGGUAUGGAAACUUGAACCGAUGUAUACAUAUGCUAGGUUCUAGACUGCGUUCGACUGACCGAGUGGCUGACUAAGCUCGUAGUAAAAAUCCUUGUGAUCAUUUCAUAACCAGAAACUAGUACACAAGAUUCCCCUGGAGUACUUAACUGGCGUAUUUCAGUUUUGUAUUUCGUGGCUAAUACAGUUUAGUAGCGUGAGAUAUUUUUGAAUUUGAAAUUUAGUCAGCAAUUAUGAUUAGUCAAUUUGACCCAAUGAACUAACCGUAAUAUGCAAGGUCUAUUCAAUUUUUAAAUAUUUCUAGUAUCAGAGUAAAUAGUUUUGCAAAGGAUCGAUCAUUUUUCGCUGUGUAUGGAAUGAGGAAAGACUCAACCUAUAUUAAUUUGUUGAUAUUUUAGCAAUAAUUUCUCACGCGAAUGGUUUAUCCGAAAUUCAUGGCCGGGUUUUUUCACAUUCGAUAAAUUAGUGUCGGAAAAUUAAAUUUUUCAAAAUACAGUUAUUACUAAUCAUUCUUAAGUUCAUACAUGUGCAAAAAUUCGUAAGGCUUAUUUUGUGAAUUGAAUACACAGUAAGAAAGUACAAUAAUAGUAAUGUUUAGUACCCUAACUACAGUAGAGAACUAGCCUAUUGACAAUUUAUGUCUUGACAUCAAAUUAUAUACUUAAUUAUGAUUUUAUAUGUUGUAUGUUCACUUUGUAACGCGGAAAUUACUAGUGUGAAGUAGACUAAUCUCUACUUACGGUUUGACUAGACUUACCUAAUUUGUUUACAAAGUGACCUUUUCCUUCCUGGCCAGAUUCAUGAUCCUUACAGAUGGCUGGAAGACCCGGAUUCUGUCCGGACAAAAGCUUUUGUAAAGGCACAAAAUCUGAUAACGGAACAGUUCCUGAAUAAAUGUCCAUACACUUCAAAAAUUAGAGAUAAAUUAACUGCUAUCUGGGACUACGAAAAAUACUCUUGCCCAUUGAAAUAUGGCUCCUUUUACUACAUAUGGCAUAACAGUGGUUUACAAAAUCAAAGUGUUCUUUACCAAAUGAAAACGUUGUCAGGACCGAAAAAAACAUUUUUAGAUCCUAACGAAAUUGAUCCAGAAGGCCUUACAUCUUUGAGAAACUACAGUUUUUCAGUGGAAGGAACUUACUGUUGUUAUGGUCUUAGUUUUGGUGGUUCUGAUUGGUGUAAACUUAAAUUUAAAACCUGUGAAUCGGGCGAAGAUCUUCCAGAUGUUUUGCAUCAUGUCAAAUUCAGUUCAAUUUCAUGGACAAAGGAUGAGAAAGGUGUUUUUUACUGUAUGUACCCUCAGCAUGAAGAAGCUCAUGUACCAUCGUCUGGGUACAUUACAGUCAGAUGAUAUUUUGUUCCUGGAACGACCGGAUCAACCUACUUGGAAUAUUCAAGGAGAAGUGUCUGAUUGUGGGAGAUACUUAUUGGUAACUUUGUAUGAUGGAUGUGAACCUAAUAACCAGCUUUUCUACUGUGAUCUUGAAAAAGUCGAUCUAGUUGGCAAAAAAAAAUUUGACUUGAUCCCAAUCGUCGAUCGCUUUGAAGCUGUCUAUGAAUAUGUGACAAAUGAGGGUGAUUCAUUUGUAUUUCGCACCAACUUAGAUGCUCCGAUGUACAAGAUAAUCAAAAUCAGUCUUUCUAAUUGCGAUCGUCAAAAUUGGGAAGAUCUUAUCCAUCACAAUGUGGAGUCACUCUUAGAAAGUGCAGUUUGUGUGAAUAAGGAUAAAUUGGUCAUUUGUCGUCUGAAGGAUGUUAAGAGCUGCUUAUCCGUGCACAAACUACUCACUGGGGAGAAGAUAUCCGAUAUUGAUAUUUCACUUGGGUACGUCGCUAAUGUAACUGGACGCAAACGUGAUGAUGAAGCUUUCAUUCAUUUUACAUCGUUCCUCACUCCUGGAAUAAUUUACUCCUAUGAUUUUUCUCACUCCCAUCCAAAAUUGGAGGUUAUCAGAGAGUCGAAGAUUCGGGAUGUAGACUUAAAUCAAUUUGAAGUGAAACAAGUAUUCUAUGAGAGUAAAGAUAAAACUGUAGUUCCUAUGUUUCUUGUUUUACCUAAAAACUUCCAACAAAACAACUCGGCACCGUGUCAACUUUACGGUUAUGGUGGAUUCAACAUAUCUGUUACUCCAUCUUUUUCGGUUGGACGAUUGUUUUUCUUGAUGCAUUUUGGUGGUAUAGUUGCAGUAGCUAACAUUCGUGGUGGAGGAGAAUAUGGAAAAUCUUGGCAUGAUGCCGGUCGGCUGCAAAACAAACAAAACUCCUUCGAUGAUUUCCAAGCAGCAGCGGAAUACCUUCUUAAUCAUGGAUAUACUAACAACCAAAAACUGUACAUACAAGGAGGUAGUAAUGGCGGACUUUUAGUUUGUGCCUGUUGCAAUCAACGACCUGAUUUAUUUAAAGCUGCUGUUGCUCAAGUUCCAGUAUGCGACCUUAUUAGAUUCCACAAAUUUACAAUUGGACAUGCCUGGAAAAGUGAUUAUGGAGAUCCUGAUAAUAAAAAGGAUUUCUCAUACUUGAUGCGCAUUUCCCCACUCCAUAAUGUCAAGAUUCCAUCGAAUUCAGAUGUUCAAUAUCCAGCUUUAUUGAUUUUAACUGCAGAUCAUGAUGAUCGUGUUGUUCCAUUACAUUCAUUUAAAUUUAUUGCCACUUUACAAGAAAAAUUAUGUCACAACUGUCGUCAAACAAACCCUAUUCUGAUUCGAAUUGAGCAAAAGACUGGACAUGGACAAGGCAAACCAACAUCAAAAUCAAUCAACGAGGUAGUGGAUAUAUACUCCUUCUUACAAACCGCGAUGUCACUCACAUGGAAAGAAUAGAAUGGAUUGUUAUAGCAAUUACUGGUCUUUGAAUUUUUGCACUUAAUAUUCUAGUCACUGUUGUCAAUAAUAUUUAUAGGUUCAUUUUACUAACUGGCGUUGAUGUGAUUCAUAUUAAGAUCUUUUGUGGUGCUUUAUUUAUUAUCAUGAAUAUUACUAUCCCCUGAUGACUUAAUAUGUAAUACAUCAUUCUUGGUUUUCAUAUUUAGUUCAUGUAACUAAAACAAAUUUAUACAUUUGUUAUGGCGUAUUAAAGAACGGAUUAUUUUCCAAAAUAUUUAUUGAUAUUAC
Molecule: messenger RNA, 8113 nt
Organism: Schistosoma rodhaini
Lineage: Eukaryota; Metazoa; Platyhelminthes; Trematoda; Strigeidida; Schistosomatidae
Source: the annotation of a GenBank genome assembly